Prorocentrum cordatum is the source of this 414-nucleotide messenger RNA. NCBI's taxonomy places the organism in Eukaryota, Dinophyceae, Prorocentrales, Prorocentraceae. The record is from the annotation of a GenBank genome assembly.
GAGCUGCGCGCUUCGAUGGAGGCACUGAGCGUCCGGCUGCAGGCACAGGAGGACGUCGUGCAGCAGCUCCGAAGCGAGAGACAGCAGCUCCAGCAAGAGCUCCAGCAGGCCAGGCGAGCGCCUCGCGUGGAGCCAGCGCCACCUCCAGCGCCACCUCUGGGCGGCGAGAUCGACACCAGGGUGAUCGGCAAUUUGAGGGGAGCGGUGAUGAACGAAGUGUUCGAGUCGUGGCGCCAGGUCGUGCUGGAAUGGGAACCGAAGCUGAGGAACCAGUUCGUCGGUCUUCGCAUUCAGGCGAUGACGUACAAGUUCACGGGAAACAUCAACAGCGCUCUCGUGGCCUUCGAGAACCUCGUGUGGGACUACGAGAGCCAGUCCGACAAUGAUAUCGACGACGACGAGAAAAUCGGCACG